Molecule: messenger RNA, 1633 nt
Organism: Polyodon spathula (Mississippi paddlefish)
Lineage: Eukaryota; Metazoa; Chordata; Actinopteri; Acipenseriformes; Polyodontidae
Product: IgGFc-binding protein-like
Exons: 4
Coding region: 35-1633 (532 amino acids)
Source: RefSeq, a predicted model, not a curated record
UGACAACUGUAAGCAGAAAUGUUCUUGCUCGCCAAUGGGUGGUCUUGUCUGUGAGGAGAUCUCAUGUCCCAAAGAUACCAAGUGUGAAAUCAAAAAUGGAAUCCGGGCCUGCUACAACGUAGAUCCAUGCAAAGUAGCAAAUUGCCGUGCAAAGGAGACCUGCAAAGUGGAGAAAGGAGAGGCGGUGUGUGUGCCUCAGUACAUUGGCACCUGCUGGGCCUGGGGGGACCCCCAUUACCGCACCUUCGAUGGAUACAACUACGAUUUCCAGGGCACCUGCACCUAUACCAUCUCCAAGACAUCUGGGAACGAUACCGGGCUGGUCCCCUUCUCUAUCGAGGAGAAGAACGACAACCGUGGCAACACAGCAGUCUCCUUCGUCAAGCUGGUGAUCAUCUCUGUGUACGGCUACACCGUGACAAUAGAGAAGUUUCAGUAUGGAAAGGUCCAGGUAAAUGGUGAGGUGUUGAAUUUGCCAGUGACCCUUGAUGAUGGUAAGAUCAGACUUUUCCAGAGCGGCCUGAGUGCUGUGCUGGAAACGGAUUUCGGUAUGCGGGUUACCUAUGACUGGAACUGGUACCUGCUCAUCCAACUGCCCAGCAGCUACUAUGACAGUGUAGGUGGCCUCUGUGGCAACUUCAAUGGCAACAUCAAGGAUGAAAUGAGAGAGCCUGAUGGCAAACAAGUCUCCAGCGUCAUCGACUGGGCCAAGAGCUGGCGGGUGAAGGACAGGGACCUCUUCUGUUGGGACUACUGCAAGGGCAACUGCCCUACAUGCGAGGACAGCGCACGCAAGCUGUACGAGAGUGACGCCUACUGUGGGGUCCUUACCAAGGCGGUGGACGGAGUUUUCCGCGAGUGCCACGUCAAAGUCGAUCCAAGGGACUUCUUCGACAGCUGUGUCUAUGAUGUGUGUCUGAACAAAGGCGCCAAGGCACUACUGUGUCAGGCGACGGCUGCCUACGCAGGCACCUGCUUGAAAGAGGGAAUCAUCGUGAAGGACUGGAGGAAAAUAACUGGCUGUACUAUGAAAUGCCAGGCAAAUAGCCACUAUGAAGCAUGUGCCAGCCCCUGCCCACAGACCUGCCCUUUCCCAGAAAACAGCCCGGUCUGCAAAGGCACCUGUGUGGAGUCCUGCCAGUGCGACCAGGGCUAUGUACUGAGCGGUGAUAAAUGCGUGCCAGCUGCCAGCUGUGGCUGCUCUUACCAGGGCCGCUACUACGAGCCAGGGCAGAAGUUCUGGGCCGAUGAAAGCUGCCAUGUGAUUUGCCAGUGCGACACCUCCCUAAAGAUGGUGGUUUGCAAGGAGUCCAGCUGCAAAUCCAGCGAGCAGUGCAAGGUGGUGGAUGGAGUGAGAGGAUGCCAUCCACUCAGCUACUCCACAUGCACAGCAUCCGGAGACCCACACUACCGCACCUUCGAUGGCAAGCUAUAUAACUUCAUGGGUACAUGCAUCUAUGAGUUUGUGAAACUCUGUUCCAAGGAUACAGGCCUCACCCCCUUCAGCGUCAAGGUGCAGAAUGACAACCGCGGAAGCAAAGCCGUCUCCUUCACCAAAGUAGUGACCAUAGAUAUAUUCGGUAUGACGGUUACCAUCAGCAAGGACUACCCCUACAAAAUACUAGUAAGUUAA